UUGAAAAUAAAUACACCGAAUUUGGUUAAAUCAACUUUGACGUCAUCGAGCAGUUUACUUUUCUCGUUAAACGGAAACUGUCUUCGUCUUCGUCAGUCUUCGUUGCGUGAUACUUAUAUAAUGUGUUAGUGGUUUGUGUUCAUCGCGUUAAUUUUCCGCCGAUAAUGACUUACAAACGCAGGAAAUAUCACAGGGGAGAUACACAUUUGAAAAAGGGUUGGCGAACGAAAAGAAGAACGAAAGAUUUAGACGAGAUCAACGCGGAUUUGAAAGGUGAAAAUGUAAGAGAGUUGCUAAAUCAAGAAGUAGAUUUGGAUAAACCCGGAGCGGGCCAAUAUUACUGUUUACACUGCGCGAGACAUUUUAUAAAUAACACUGCUUUGCAAGAUCAUUUCACAACCAAAGUACACAAAAGAAGACUAAAAGCUCUAGAAACAGAACCGUAUACUAUAGAAGAUUCAGAAAGAGCUGCUGGAAAGGGAAAUUACAUUGCUCCUCAGAAACGUAAAAUUGAGACCAUUACACGUGAAAGUUUUCAAAUGGAUGCAGAAUCAGAUGUUACACCACAAACAAAAGUAGCAAAACUUGACGCGUAAACAUGAAUUUGUAUGGAAUGUGAUAAUUGUUAUUUAUUUAGGAAAUUGAUUUCAUCUUGCAAAGAAAAUAAUAUAUUUGUUUUAUUGU
Molecule: messenger RNA, 684 nt
Organism: Dufourea novaeangliae
Lineage: Eukaryota; Metazoa; Arthropoda; Insecta; Hymenoptera; Halictidae
Product: zinc finger protein 593 homolog
Exons: 3
Coding region: 165-596 (143 amino acids)
Molecular function (GO): nucleic acid binding; zinc ion binding
Source: RefSeq, a predicted model, not a curated record